GAGUAGGCGGCGUACGUAGGCGCAUUUAAUGUAUUUCUAUUUUUGGAGUUUCAAAAUAUCGGGAUUUCUGUAACGAUUACAGAUCAGAGAAACAUAUAGGUUUUCACCAUUCACCACAGCAAAUUUUCGGCUCAUGUAAUUUUUGCCACGGAAGUGAUUGCUUUAUUACUUCAUUGGCAGUCACCCAACAGUAAGUCACCCUCGGACUCUCUAAAAUCAAUGUAUUAAAGCUCAGUUAUCUCGUAUGCUGACUCCCCACUCUCGGCAUUUGAGGCAAAUAGAAAUAAUAACAGGGCGGAUUUGCAUGCAUACAGCAUAUAAUUCUCUUUGGACCCAGCACACAACUAUCCCAUCGUUCUUGGCAGAUCAGGAAACCUGGAAGUCACGAAAACAUCAGGACAUACAUCAGGCUAGGUACUGUAAUAUAAAGUUUGGAAGUCUUCACGAAUAACCAACCAUUAUCUUCGUUUAAACUUAAGGCUGGGACUCGGCAAUUAAGCUCAGAACAAUUGCGCCACGAGCUUACACUUAGUUUGGUCUAUACUAGCCUUCACUGUAAAUUAAACUUGGAAGUAUGCGUGAAAACAGAAAAAGCUGCCAGGCUGCACCGUUAUUCUAUACUCAGACCUAAAUCCGCUUGAGUUUGUAGUUCGCAUGUAUCAGUGCAGAAUAUGUGUUAAUAAUGCAGUCGGAUUUCAGUGGUCAAGAGUUGUACUCCACACAGUAUGUUUUACGUUACUGGAAUGAAAGUGAAACAAGUGAAUAAAUGCAACAGUCAAGUUUCCCUUUUUUGUGUAAACGAACAGGCGUCAAAUUUUUCAUGAAACCGCUACAACUGUCCAAUGAAAAUUUAUCUGAAUUUGUGCAGUCAAAUACGUUGGAGUCCGAUUCAGGAGAUUGUUUUGGUGUAAAUGUUUACGAGUUUCAAGAAGGAGAAGAUCUUUAUGGUCCCCGUGCACGUGGUUAUCAAAAACCUAAACAUAUGUGGAUGGCCAAAGACCAAGCCCUAACGAAUAAUAAGUCAAACAGUCCAACUCCAGCGACAACAACUCUAGAUUUUGGAAGUGAUUGUUGCACCACUCAGAAUGGUUGCACUUCUGUUCCUUCUGGUAAUUUGAGAUGUCUAUCACCAAAUAAUAUGACGUACACCAUGGGUUCCCCAUCAACAUCUGGUAGUAUCCAGGGUCUUUCAACAGCCCUAUCGUCUUGUACCAACACAAGCAAUAGUUUAUGUAGUCAUACCUCUCCAAUUAUCGGUUUAAAUAUGGCUGAAGUCACUAGCACAUUUGAAAGCCCUACUUUCACUGAAGGAAAAAAUGAAAAAAGUGCACUGCUCACUUGUGAAAUAAACUCUGUGAUUAAAAAAUCUAAAUCCAGUGUCAAACUAACUACCAAAAAACGAACUACCGGAAAAUAUUCCCUAAAGAAAUUCGAAUCUAGCGGUAAUACUAAUUCAUCUGUACCUGAUACCAGUAAAGUUCAAUCACCAAAUAAUAAACAGUCUUAUUCUCACAGGCAUCGACAACCUCGUUCUCGCAACAAUCGAAAGUCUAAACGAAAUUCUGUAAGUGAAUCAUCGUUGACUUCGUUUUAUCCAACCCAAACUCCUAAUUUGUCAACAGAUAACCACCUGUCUUUAUCACCCAGUUUGACUAUGACGCAACAGAUAAGCCAAGAAUCUCCUAUCCAAGCACCUAUGUAUUCCAAAGGUUUAACUUCAUCGUCUUUCGUUUCUGGCGGACUGAAAAUUCGGCUUCGUCGGGACGCAGCUAUAGAUUUCAAUAUUGGGAAAGGUAAACGAGCUAAAAGUAAAACGGCUCCUGCAACAUUUCGUAUUGUAGAGUCGUGGUGUGAUGCAGAUGCUCCAGGAGGAGACUUUACCAGAAGGGCCAGGGCAGUCACCAGUAAUUCUACUUCCCCUACAUUUAGUCUGGUCUCAGGGGGAUUACGUGUUGGUGAUAUAGUAUGGGCUAAACUUGCUGGCUAUCCGUAUUGGCCAUCCCAGAUUAACGCUAUCUGGGCUCGCACUGCCCAUCAGCUUUCUCAAGCCACUCUACUUCCAACUUCACAGUCAUUGGAUGGCAAUGCGUCAUCUUUGGCUGUUCUUGCGACUCCUUCAGAUCCAAGUUUGGCGGCUGGAUAUACUGCUCGCGUUGACUGGCUUGCUUGGGAUCAGUGUUCUUAUUUAAGCUGUGCUAAGUUGUACCCUUUUAAAGAGUCUUUUGAUAAACUUUAUAAUCCACGUACCCGGGUAAAAGGAUACGCAGAAGCUGUGCGCCUUGCGAAGCAAAUUGUGAAUGGGACCUAUAUUCCCAAUGAAAAUUUGGAUUCUCAGUUGUCGUGUAUGUCUCCACAAAAUAAAUCUCACUCAUCAUUGUGUGGUCAGAUUUCGGCGCCACCUAGUACUGAUAGCCAGUGGUCAUCUAUGACAACUCUUUCAUCUUCCCUAGAAAUUCCGACUACAGGUACUAGUAAUCAAACUUCUCGUGAAUUAAGGGACAAACACACCAUACUAUUGCCAUCUGAAUUACCACCAGAUCCCUAUAUAUCAUCACAAUUAAGUCCAUCUCCCCAUUCAAUCACGAACCUCUGCUCUGGUGAGGGAUUAGUGAGAACUUCAGACGCAUUUUCAUCUACAUCUAAUAACUCAUGCCUUCUAAUUGGUGAUAAAAGCCUGGAACUGCCUGAAUUGGACAAUAUGGCAAUGUGGGCUCCUCUUCCCCAAUUAGAUGUUUCAGGUCUUGGUGUUUUCCAUGUUCCGACCUUUUCAGAAGAUGAGGAAGAAUUGGAUCAAUCCAUUGUGAACCAGCUGCACUUAGAUUUCGGUUCAUGUCUGCAAUAAUGAUACAAUAGCCAUAAUCGUGAUAUUAACAAGAGGGUAAUGCUUUUUUAUCUCCAAUCUUUCAAAACACAAAGUGUAUCAUUUUUUGUUUAUUCUUGUUUUUUUUUCUCUCAAUAUCUCUCCUUAAUUGUGAUAGAUCUACACUUAAUCUAUGAAAAUGUUCUGGUGCCUAUUUUAUGAUAUUGCCCCACCCUUGGGUUUGUUUUUGCCAUCCUCCAUUACAUUUACUAGACUCCUAUUAACCGAAUAUCACUUUUGAUUUUACAAAUCGUUUACUAGUAGUUCACACCCAGUUUGCAGCAGUCAAAAUUUGGAAUUGUGUAUAUUAAAUAAGAAUCAUUGAUGUGUUACAGUUACUGUUGUUAUUGCCACUUUCUAUGAAACUGCAAGUCAUGUAUCGCACAGAUCAUCUCUAUAAACUCAUGUAUUCAGGUAUUUAUAUAAAUGUAGUAACUAUGUAUUAAGAAAUUCAAUUUUAACUUCUAUCCAAUUUUUUUGUGCAUAUAAAUAUGAUUGCAUGUGUUUCUAUUUUUCAUUGAAUUUUGUACACAUGCUCCAGCUUGUUAUUUCUUCAUUUUCUUUUAAAUAUCUGUUGUUCAUUCACAUAAGAGUAACACAUUUAUGAUCUGAAUUGUCUGUUCAAGAAUGUGUAUUUACUGUUUCUAUUCCCAGUCAUCUUUAUAUGGGAUUAAAAAAGUAAUCUCAGCUUCGUCUUUUUCUUCUUCUUUUUUUUUUAUUAUGGGAUUUUGCUAUUUCGACAUAAUUGUCACCCUUAUCUUUUAAGGAAAACAAAAAACAAACUAUGCUCAUUUCUUGUAUAAAUAUUAUUUUUAAAGUUUAAAAAAAAUAUCCUUUAUUCU
This is a messenger RNA of Schistosoma margrebowiei, 3702 nucleotides long. Lineage: Eukaryota; Metazoa; Platyhelminthes; Trematoda; Strigeidida; Schistosomatidae. The record is from the annotation of a GenBank genome assembly.